Colossoma macropomum (tambaqui) is the source of this 4547-nucleotide messenger RNA. Its product is annotated as toll-like receptor 13. The record is from RefSeq and is a predicted model, not a curated record. The coding region runs from base 228 to 3092 and encodes 954 amino acids. The transcript has 2 exons. Lineage: Eukaryota; Metazoa; Chordata; Actinopteri; Characiformes; Serrasalmidae. Gene Ontology annotation, cellular component: membrane. Gene Ontology annotation, molecular function: transmembrane signaling receptor activity; protein binding. Gene Ontology annotation, biological process: inflammatory response; toll-like receptor signaling pathway; immune response.
UGACGGAGUACUCAUUUCAUUUUUUAAUUCAACCGAUUAAUUUACGUUUGCUUUGGUCUGGUGUGUCAUUCUUUCUCUGCAGUAAUUUAAAUGAAGUGGUGUUGAAGAGGAUGCUAACCAAAAUAAAUCAGGAGUACCACAUCGACAGUUUUGCUGGAUGCACAAAACUGUACGUGACUAUGACAUAAAGAUCUGGUCAAAUCUCCAAAUAUAUUAUACUCAAAAACAUGCAAGCCCCAUCGCCGUUCUGUAUCUAUAUACUGUUAAUGUUGCCUUGCUUUGUAUGUGUACUUCCAGCAAAUGGAUUCUUUGUGAUUAACUGUGUCAUUAAGGGAUCUCUAAAAUAUCCUGCAAAUUUGAAGGCGCUAUGCAAUAAGAGGGAACUUUGUGUUAUACCACACAACGUGCCAGACCAAACAAGAGUGCUUGAUCUUUCUUACAAUCAUUUAAAGAGCAUAAACCAAAAGGAUUUAAUCCACCUCACCAACCUUAUACACUUGAAUGUGUCACACAAUUGGAUCCAAGAUGUAGAGGAAGGGGCAUUCAGGAGCAUGACAGCCUUGCAGGAGCUGAAUCUUGCCCACAAUAAUCUCCGUAUAAUCUCAGGAGGAUCCUUCCAAAAUUUGUUUAACCUCACUGUGCUACGGCUGGAUGAAAAUCAAAUUGCAAAUAUCAGUGCUUCUGCCUUCGAUCCUCUGAUUAGUUUGGUCAUGGUGAAUCUAUCGGGUAAUCAUAUAGCUCACAUAUAUGAAGUUCAACCUCUCUUUCAGUUGCUCAGCAUUGAAGAGCUGCACAUUGGAAGAAAUGGAUUUCCUUCUUUUCAAACACCCCAAGUUUCAAACACAUCCUUAAAACUGAAAGUCCUGGAUCUGUCCUGGAAUCCUUUGCGAGUCUUCAGAAUCACAGCAGACGUUUUCCCUCACCUUGAAUCAUUAGGCCUGGCAUUCAGUAAUGAAAGCAUGACAUGGGAUGUGCAGGACGCAAGCUACCUUAGAAAUGUCAGCACCCUUAAUUUAACUGGGAUACAAAUGAAUGAAGAAAUUAAAUCAGUGCUACAGACCUUUAACACGUCACUGACCAAUCUCAGACUCUACCGACUAAAAGAACAAACAGUGAAAAAACUAAUUAAGACAGCGUGCCUGAUUAACACUUUGAGAACCCUACAUGUGCAGUCAAGCAGAAUGGCAUCCAUAUCUGCAAAGGAACUAACAGGCUGCACUGAUCUAGUAACACUAGACUUGUCUGAAAACAGUCUCCGAAACAUCACAAAUCUGGCAUUUGGAUCGAUGACAAACCUUAAAAGGCUGAGUCUGUCCAGAAACAAACUGGACAGUGUUCCACCUGCCAUUUGGAAUCUGUCCUCCUUGGAGGACCUAGACCUCAGUUACAAUAGCAUCUAUAGUUUAACAUGUUCAGAUUUCAACAGCCUAGCACAGUUGCAGACACUUUACAUUUCCAGAAAUCCAUUGAAUUCAAUAAAAGACUGCUCUUUUCAAAACCUUACAAAUUUGAAGACUUUGAUUAUCAGCUCCAGCAGACUAAUUUCCGUGACCAACUGUUUCAGAGCUUGUCUCCAGAAACUAGAGCUUUUGGAUUUAACACAAAACAAGUUAAAUUACAUCCAUAAAGGAGAUUUUGGAGAUUUAAAUUCUCUUACGCACUUGCUUUUAAACGACAACCAAAUAACCGCCAUAGACAAAGGGGCCUUUGAGGGACUGCAGAAACUGACGGUGCUCAACCUGCAAUCAAACAAAAUCACACAAAAUUCAUUAAAAGCUUCAGUUUUCUCAGGACUUGCAAACCUAAAAUAUCUCUUGCUGAACAACAAUUACCUCUCAUAUUCUGAUCAGAGCAGUCUCAAUAAACCACCCUUUAGAUAUUUAAAGUCUUUGGAGACUCUAGCAAUUCACAGCCAAGGCCACAAAGGGAUGCUGAAUGUCCCGUCAAAUCUUUUGGAAGGACUGACGUCUUUGCAGGUAUUGACGGCAGGAAAUCUCAACUUAAACUUUCUUUACUCAAGCACCUUUUCACACACUCCAAGACUGCUGAGCCUGGACCUCAGCCGAAAUGAAUUAACGGCGGUCUCACAGGAAUUAUUCACGCCCCUCCAAAGACUCAACAGACUCCACAUGUUCUCUACUGGUUUGCAGUCUUUGGACUUCCUCAUGCAAGCAAACCUCACUGACAUUCAAUACUUGCAAAUCAGCAAGAAUGCACUGGCAGUCAUCAAUGAGACCUUGAUCACAUCAUUUGCCAACUUAACGUACAUCGACCUACAAGAAAAUCCAUUCAGUUGUGACUGCAGCAAUGCUUGGUUUGUUGACUGGGCAAUAAGAAACAAUGACACGCAAGUUGUAAAUGCAGACCAGUUAACAUGCAAUUACCCAUCAAAACUCAGGGGAAAUAAACUUAUGGACCUUGACUUUGAGUCCUGCACUGUAGAUAAGGGUUUUUUCUGCUUCAUUUCUACCACCGUAUUUAUUCUUCUGAUUACGUUUAGCUCCAUCCUCUAUCAUUUCUUAAAAUGGCAGGUUGUCUAUGCCUACUAUCGCCUUCUGGCUUUCCUCUAUAACAGCAACCAGCAGAGAAAGGGACAGUCCAGUGGCUACCAGUAUGAUGCAUUCAUUUCCUACAACACCCACGAUGAACCGUGGGUUAUGAGUGAGCUGUUACCUCAUGCGGAGGGAGAGCAGGGCUGGAGGUUGUGUUUGCACCACAGAGACUUCCAGCCAGGUAAACCCAUCAUGGAUAACAUUGUGGAUGGGAUCUAUAGCAGCCGGAAGACAAUCUGUGUGAUCAGUCGCCACUACCUGGAGAGUGAGUGGUGCUCCAGAGAAAUCCAGGUGGCCAGUUUCCGACUUUUUGACGAGAAGAAAGACGUUCUCAUCCUGGUGUUCCUGGAGAACAUUCCAGCCCAUCAGCUGUCUCCAUAUUACAGGAUGAGAAAACUAAUCAAGAAACGAACCUACCUCAGCUGGCCCAAACCAGGAGAGGAUACUCGGGUCUUCUGGGAGAAAUUGAGAAUGGCUCUGGAGGCCAAAGAGACUUCUAAAGAGGAAAAUCCUAUUCUUUCUGGGAUAAGUAGUACCUGAUAAUACUCAAGUUUUACACAUCUAAUGGCAACCACUUUUGACAAAUGACAACCAAUUGCAGACAUUAAGUUUCAGUUCUCAAAGUAAGAUCUAGGUUUUACUACAUACCUUCUUUCUUCAUUGUUGUUUUUGGGUUUAUAUGUAUGCAUAAUUUAACAGUGCCAGGUACCUUCCACAAUGUGUAAAAAUUGUAAUUAAUGGACCGAUAGAAAUGGCACAACAUUGCUUGGAAAAAGUCUUUUUGCAUUAACAUCCAUUCCGAGUAAUUACAAAUGUUUUCCCUUCUCCUGAAAAGUUACCAUUCACUAUAUGAGUUUUGUUUUUCUGGUAAGAACAUGUAGAAAAUCUGUCAAAAACACAAAUGGGUGGUUUAAAAUGAUCUUUUUCAUGGGUCAUAAUCUUUUCACAUUUUAUUGAAGAAAAUUAUUAAUGACAAACAAUGGUGGUGAAUGAAAUUUGUCUGCAGUCAAUGCUAAGUGUGGAAAGUCUGCAGUCAAAGGAAUUAGUGUAGAAAGUUUCCAAAUUAGUUGAAAAUGUCUAUGUGCAUUCGGAGUAACCUUUUUUAAUGUCCUGAAUAUGUUUUAUUUUUAAUUUGUCUCUGAUCCCGAUCCAAAUUCUUUAAUGUUAAGGAUUAGCCAAUACAGAGUCCAGUCCCACAACUUUAUUUUCAUAGAUAGCACAGAACAUUUACUAAAAUAUGGUGGGCUGUUAACUACUUUAAAAUGUUAUAGUAACAUAAUUUCAUUUUUAGUAUAUGUAUAAUGUAACACCUUCAGAAGUGAUACAUUUUGUUUUUAUGGCCUACAUUUUAAAAAUCCAUUUUAAACCUUGACUCAAUUUGAUAACAUUGACUGAUCUGAUUAUUCACUUACACUAUAUGUCUAAGAACAUCCAGACACCCCUUCUAAUUAUUGAAAUGAGGUACUUGAGGGUAGAUCCAUUGCGGACACAGGAGUUCAGUGGCGUAUAAACAGCUUGCAUAGUCUCCAUAGAAAAGCACUGCUAAUAGAAUAGGAUGCUCUGGAGAACGUAAUCAUGUGCAAUGCCAAGCGGUGUCUGUCUGGGGGCCUAAAGCCCCCUGUUACUGCAGAAUUGGGUGAGCAGGUGCUUACAAACCUUUAGACAUAUAAGGUGUUUUAAAAUACUGCAGUGCUUCAUUUUGGUAAAUGUAUAUUAUGGGAUGUACUCUGCUGUGAUAUGUUUUGUUUUUUCUUUAACUAUUUAAGUCAAAUAACGUUAUAUAAUGUAUAACUGUUAUACUGAUAUAAUGUUAUAGUGGUGUGACAAAUCAUAAAUUUGCAUUUCACAUUGAUCUAACAUGUCCAAUGGCCUACUCUUUUUUCCCUGUGUUGAAGUGUGUAGUAGCCCUGCGCUCUAGUUUUACGUCUGGCUAGUUUGACAUUUGAGGCAAAGAUGUCCAUUUACACUAAUAGAACCAGUCUUCUACCUGAACUA